CUGCUUUGUCAUGCUGUGUAUGAACUAUGUGAGAAUGGCUUCGAGGUAGUUGCUGUGUCCAUGGAAAGAUGUCCACGUAAUGAAGAGAUGUGCACUCUGCUGGGCUGUACAUUUACAGACCCCUGGAACCUGCAGACACACUUCUCUCUGCCUAAUAAUGAUUUUAAGCAUUAUGUAAUGUUUGACAUGUGCUAUGAACUAAAGACAGUUGCUAACAUGGUUGAAGACCUUGGUUCUUUACAGGGUCCAGAUGGAACUAUUACAUGGUUGUAUAUCACUGAACUGAUGAAUAUGCCCAGAUGUUCCAGGAUGUUCCCUCUUCUUGCAAAGAUGCCCUUACUGGCUAACAAGCUAAGCAACACAGUAGCAGAUGCACUGAAACUAAUACACGAACUGAAGUGUAAAGAGUUUGAUUAUUCACAAGCUACUGUCAAUUUUAUUCAGAUAAUUGGACAAUUAUUUGACAUCUUCAAUAGCAGCAGUUUGCGGCUACAAGGCAACAAAGGCUCAAUCAAUUACUUUAACCUGGAGCAAAAGGUCCAGAUCCUCCAAGAGACACGAGAAUAUUUAUUGACUCUGAUAACCAGUGACAGCGAUUUCCUUUUCCAGACCUCAAGUGGGUGGUGUAUUAUUGGUCUUCUUGUGAAUAUUAUUUCACUGUCUGCACUAUUGCCACAUCUGCUGUCAGAGCAAGGAUAUGUCACCACACACAGAUUCAGCACACAUUACCUCAAAAGAAUUUUCAGUAGUCUCCGGGCUAGAGAUGGAUCUGAUGUAAGCCCUACAGCUUUUGAGGUAAGGUGUGCUGUAGAAAAGCUUUUGUUACAGUGUGGACUUAUAGACACAGAUUUGGAGACUGAUGCUAGCUUUGGAGACACAAGUAUAGAUCCAAGUCUCUGUGGAUAUGGGCAGAAUGUUUCCUCACCAUUUGCAGACACCAGUAUUGAGCUGCCUGAUCACAUCUAUUCAUCCAAUUUGUUAACUGUGGCAGUAAACAAUUCUGAAAUGUACAUUGCAGGCUGGGUUGUGAGGAAAGCCUUUAGCCAACUGUCCUGCAACAAGUGCAGAUGGGCACUUGUGUCUGAGCAACACCCUGUGGAUUUUACAAAUGCCUAUCACUUACUGCAAGUUAAAGACAGUACAACUUGUUUUGUGCCCUCAAAUGGAACAAUUCGGACUCUGCAAGUAGUGGAGAAGGAUGUGCAUCGUAUGCUGAAUCAUGGCAACUCAAUGCAAAGCAUAUCUGUCCUCAGGCUGCAGCACCAUGCACUAAGUACAUUGGGUUCAGCAGAUAUAUUUAAUCUCCAAGAACACAUAGCAGAAACAGAGCUGGGCAUGGACAAUCAUCACUUUCAGCUG
Molecule: messenger RNA, 1359 nt
Organism: Staurois parvus
Lineage: Eukaryota; Metazoa; Chordata; Amphibia; Anura; Ranidae
Source: the annotation of a GenBank genome assembly